ACGCUCCGGCUCAUUGAAAACAACAACAGUCAGGCUGUGAAACUUUCGUAUAGUGGGUUUGACCCUUAAAAGCCUCUAUAAUGGAGCACAGAGCGCAUUGUUCACCGGAGAAGAGACACAGGAGACGCUGUAUUAUUUUAAGUGUCGUCGCCCUCCUGCUUCUCGUUGUUAUAUUCGCCGUUGUUUUGGGACUCAAUUUGCGGCAGAAUACAGACCAACUAAAGCCAACAUUCAUUGCAAGGUGUGAGGAGUUCAAAGGGUACGACUGUGACAAGAUAUGGGAUGCAUUUGAACAAGCCUAUGUAGGCCGGGACCCUUGUAAUGUCCCGAUGGAAGCCUAUGACCCUUUCAUUGCCGCCGCCCCCUUGAAACCUACAUGCAACAGAAUGAUGUUCUGGAGUAAAACCAAAGACAUUGUCCAUGACUUCACGGAGAAGACAGAUUGUUAUCUCACCGUGGAGGACUCUCUGCUGGGAUCUGUGCUGGAUGGUCUGACCUGGUGUGGAAAGGAGGGCAGCAGUGAAACAUUCACAACCGGCUGCCCGGGGUGGACAGACUGUGUGAACAACACUGUUCGCUCAUUUUGGAAUAGAGUCUCAACUGCUUUUGCAGAUGUGGCCUGUGGUGCUGUCACAGCAAUGCUAAACGGAUCCAUCGUCACACCAUUUCACCCUGCAAGUAUUUUUGCGAGCAUCGAGGUGAAGAGGUUCGACUACCCCAGGGUGAAAAGCCUGAAUGUUGUUCUGGUCACACAGGAAAACACUGUGACAAACUGCACUAAUGCAUCUUUAAAGGACUUACAGAAAGAGCUGGAUCAAGGAAUUACAUAUACCUGCAAGGAAGUGACUGAAACCCAGAUCCAGGACUGCAGCUCCCAUCCAGAGAAACCUUGUGGAGCCUGUUGGUGAAGACGUAGGAACUCAAUAGAGUGGUGCGGGAACGAGUCCUAAAACCCAGAAGUGAGUUAGCAUUUUAUCACUUCCGGUUCCCCCGACCCCCGAGUCAGUGGGAUUUCUCCGUAGGAUUUUGGAAGAUAGCUCGAAAUAAGGUCUGUGGUUGACACAAAUUCAAAAGACGGAUCACGUUUUGUUGUACGACAUUAAACACAUCAGCAGUGACCACCCCCCAACCCCCCAACUGGUGAUUUUUGAAGAGUUUACAUGUCUGAAAAACGAUGGUUGUUAACAAGUGGCUGAACAGGAUUCCAGAAGUUGUCGAGGAUGUUGUACGUCAUUACGCCGAACACGUAAACACUCCCGCUAAAUGUGUUAGCCCUUUGUAAAAUGAUAUGAGACUAGUAACUGAAAAAGCCAUGACUUCUACUUAAAUUCAGUGUGGCUAAAAGGAAAAGCUUUGUUAAAAUAUGCAAGCGCGCGAAAGUCAGUUCAAAGGAUGUUAAGUUGAACCUUGAAGUCGUGUGACCCUGCUGUACUCGCCUGUAGUUUGUUCAUAGCAUACCGUUAGCAUGUUGCUUCUGGCGAUUAGAUUUAUGAUUGGAAAAUUCUAAAAGUAAGGUAAACAUGUGGAAAUUAUCCGGCUGAACAAAACGUGCAUUUAUCAAACAGGUUCGUUUUCUACAGAUGUUAUUUUUUUACAAUGUUCCAAAAUCCUCUGGAGAAAUCACAUGCUUUUUUUUGUCGGGGGAACCCAUGCGCAGCUUACUUCCGUGUCAGCAUGCAAAAAUACGUGUGACAAGAUGACACACUCCGAUAACCUGCUGUGAAAAUAAUAUUUUGACUACAGUCUAUAUCUGUAAAGUCUUUGUAAGAGGAACAAUGUACUAUUAUACACACCAUCUAAUUAUUUUUGUACCUGUGUGCCAGUGUGACUAAAUGUGAAAGGUGUAUUUUUAUGUGAAUUUCAAUCACAUGUUUUAACAAUGACAGUGCAUUUAUUUUUUUAAAUCUUUGAUAAAAUCUGGGGCUAUCUAAUUCAACUGACAAUCUUUGCUCCCACCUGGAAUAAAUGUUUUUUUAAAUAAGAAUAAA
Eleginops maclovinus (Patagonian blennie) is the source of this 1988-nucleotide messenger RNA. Its product is annotated as ADP-ribosyl cyclase/cyclic ADP-ribose hydrolase 1-like. Bases 81 to 908 code for a protein of 275 amino acids. Gene Ontology annotation, molecular function: phosphorus-oxygen lyase activity; NAD+ nucleosidase activity. Gene Ontology annotation, cellular component: plasma membrane. The transcript has 8 exons. The record is from RefSeq and is a predicted model, not a curated record. Lineage: Eukaryota; Metazoa; Chordata; Actinopteri; Perciformes; Eleginopidae. Gene Ontology annotation, biological process: positive regulation of B cell proliferation.